AUGUUACAGGGUGAAGUCCAAUGGACGAAAGAUGGUUUUGCUUUGGGUUACAACGCUGAAAUUCCAGGACUUCCAAGAUAUAGUUAUAUAGGAGAUAGAAAAAUCGGAGUUUAUAAUUUAAAAAUAACAAAUGUUACGUUAGAAGAUGAUUCUGAGUUUCAGUGCCAAGUUGGUCCCGUUGCUAAUAAUAAAGCAAUACGUGCCAACGCCAGAUUAACCGUCAUAGCUCCACCUUCUUCAAUAGAAAUAAUUAAUCAUUCAUCAAAAGAUAAAAUUCAAAUAAAGGAAAAUGAAGAAUUAGAAAUUGAAUGUUUGGUUAAAAAUUCAAAACCUCCUGCUAAAGUGAUUUGGUAUAGGGGAGACAUUGAAUUAAAAUCAGACAAUAGUUCUGAUACUGUGAUAAACGUACCCGAAGGAAAAGUCACGAGGUACAACGUAUUAAGUAAAAUAAAAAUAAAACCGACAGCGGAUGAUGACGUCGCUGAAUAUACAUGCGAAGCAAGACACGAGGCAUUACCAACAAACAUGCCAUUGAGAUCAACAGUUAGCCUUUCCGUAUUGUAUCCACCCGGUUUGCCUUACAUCGAAGGUUACACCGAAGGAGAAACCGUUAAAAGAGGUCAAACAAUUGAAUUGAUAUGUAGAUCUCGUGGCGGUAAUCCUCCCGCUCAAUUAAUUUGGUUUAAAAAUGGCGAACCUGUGAGAAUGUCAUAUAGAACGGCCGGACGCCUUUCUGAAAACGUUUACACUUUUACCGCGGAUUCAAACGAUAACAAAGCAAAAUAUAAAUGCGAAGCAACAAACGUCAUGAGUCCGAUACCUUACAAAGCAGAAGUUACGCUUUCUGUGCUCUUUGCACCUGCUCACGUGACUAUUUCUGGUCCAACCGAAGCAAAAGCCGGGGAUAAGGUGCCUUUGACAUGCACGACCGAUAACAGUAAUCCUCCAGCGGAUAUUAAAUGGAUGGUUGCAGGAAGACAAGUGCGAAACACAUCGGUGAUAACAACUCCGUCACCGAACGGCGGUUCGAUAAGUACUUCAAAUAUAACAGUGACAGUUGGACAGAAUAAAAGAUCUUUGGUUGUUAUUUGCCACGGUUUGAACAUGCACUUAACUGAAAACAUUGUCGGAACGCACACGAUCAACGUUUUGUAUCCACCCGGCCAUCCGAUAAUUAGCGGUUACACAAAAGGUACCAAUAUUCCGGUGGGUACUGUACAAAUGAUAUCGUGUAUUUCAUCAGGAGGUAAUCCUUUGGCGACGCUAACGUGGUACAAAAAUGAUAAAAAGAUAACUUCUGUGUCAAAAACAAACGACCGAUCCGUCUCCGCAGAGAUAACCGUCUACACAAAUAUGACUGAUAACGGAGCCGUAUACAAAUGCGAAGCGUCUAAUCCAGCGACAGAAGUUCCAUUCAUUGAAACCGUUAAAUUAAAUGUUUAUUUUCCUCCGGAUCAUGUUAGAGUGAGAAAAGAACCCGCCGAAUUAAAACCGGGACAAAUAGCAACGUUAACUUGCGAAUCUAGUUCUAGUAAUCCUCCGGCUAAGUUAAGUUGGUGGAAAGAAGGGAUACCCGUUGGCGGUGCAAUAAAUACCACAAAACCGGGAUUACACGGCGGAGUCAUAUCAACGAUUGAACUCAAAGUAAACGUGACACCUGAAAUUAAUGGUGUCGUUUACACGUGUCAAGCAACGAACGCACCGCUUCAAAGAAGCGUACACGAUGCAUUUACAUUAGAUGUUUUAUUUAAGCCAGUUUUUAAAGAAUUAACGAAUAAAAUAUAUUCAGCGGUCGAAGGAGAACCUUUGCUGAUAUUUUUAGAAACAAAAGCCAAUCCAAGUAACAUAGUUUAUACUUGGAAUAAAAAUGGCGUUUCAUUUUCAAAAAAAAAUUCAAGAUUGAUUGUUGAUGGUCCCGUUUUGAACAUAACGAGGCUCACUAGGCACGAUAAUGGAGAAUAUAAAUGCACGGCAUCAAAUUCUCAGGGUUCGGCAUCAAUUACUUUUAAUAUAAGCGUCCAAUAUUCGGCUUACGUAGUAACCGCUCCACAAUACGUUGUAGCAACGCCUGGAGAAAAUGUCGAACUCAAUUGCACGGUCGAUGGUAAUCCGUUAAAAGAAGACGAUAUUUCAUGGAGGAAUAAAAAUUAUUACGAUUUAGAUGAAAAAACAAUAUCUAAAACAUUUAUUAAUUCCACGUCUUAUUUAGUUUUACGUUCGCCUACUCGUAAAGAUUCUGGUUCUUUCGAGUGCGUCGUAAACAACGGAAUAGGAAACGAAACGUUUAAAACUAUAGAAUUAUUAGUCAAAUAUAAGCCAGAAAUGGAUUUUUCUCCAGCCCGAUUAAAAUCUGCAUCGAAUAUAGGAAGUACCGGUAGAUUAAUAUGUAGAUCAUCGUCCGUGCCUAAGCCAACAUUUCAAUGGUUUAGAAAUAGAAUGAAUUUGGUUCCCAACAUAACGAGUAAAUAUUUUUCGGAAUUUCGCGAAGUUAAUUUCACGACGUUCGAAUCGAUAUUGAUAAUAAAUAACGUGGAAGCGUCCGAUUAUGGAGAAUACGAAUGCGAAGCAAGAAACGAAGAAGGGAUUGCAAAAUCCAUAAUCGUACUCAACGUGACUUCUGCUCCGGAUCCUCCAUUGUCUAUGACAGUACUUAACGUCACUCAUGAUUCCGUGACAAUAUCUUGGGUACCUGGAUUCGACGGAGGACUCAAAACUUCUUACAGAAUCAGAUAUAAAGCAGAUAAUAAAAAUUCUGAAAGAGAAGGUUUUAGAUAUUUAGACGUAUUAACUGAUAAUUCAACAUAUUAUACAGUUAACGGUUUAAAUUUAGAUACAGAAUAUGUAUUUACAAUAAUGGCGUUCAACGACAGAGGAAAUAGUAACUACAUGCAAGAUGUAGUUAAAACGAAAACAUCAAACAUUAUGAUCCCAGAAGAAUUGCUAGGAAAAGCAGAUAUACCUCGAAUCAUAAUCAUCAGCGUAUCAAUAACCGGAGUUAUAUUACUACUUUUUAACGUACUUCUUGUUGUUUGCUUCAUAAUAAGAAAGAAGAAAAAAAAAAUUAAAAAAGGUCCUAGCGAGCAAGGAAGCAACAAAUCUGCAACCAUUGAAAUGUAUGCACCGAGUAGUUAUAAUGAAACAGUUACCGGAGAGACAUUAAGUUCAGUUUCGGAAAAAAGUGAAAAUUAUUCAAACGGAGAAGUCAACGCCGAUUAUGCGGAGGACGGGUGUAAAGUAGCUAAUAGCACAUAUUUAAUAGACCAAUUUGAUUAUCCGUUCCAGUACCCUGCAAGCUACGAAAUGCAGCAUCAAUUGAGGGGAAAUCAUGUAGUACCAGAUCCGGAAAUUGUUCAGACGAGAAACACAUUACCGCAUCCUGUAAAUAAAGGAAACUACAUAAACAAUUCAAUGAUUCCUCCUCAGACGAUAGAAGGAACUUAUUAUAACAUGCAAGCGGAGUCGAGGUAUUUACCUUACUCUCAACCAUUAGAGUACAACCAUACAAUGCCUACGGGAUCUCUUAAACGUCAAAGAGGUCCCGUCCUUCCUGAUGUAACAGUUUUACAUAAUAAUUCUUCGCCUCCGAAACUUACGGGGCCCGUCCUAUCGGCAACUCUUAUGCCUCAACCAGCUCUUUCGACGUUUGGUCAAGGUUAUCCUGCUAAUUUGGAAACAGAGGGUCACUUGGUGUGA
Molecule: messenger RNA, 3693 nt
Organism: Pediculus humanus corporis (human body louse)
Lineage: Eukaryota; Metazoa; Arthropoda; Insecta; Psocodea; Pediculidae
Product: Nephrin precursor, putative
Exons: 18
Coding region: 1-3693 (1230 amino acids)
Biological process (GO): cell-cell adhesion
Cellular component (GO): cell-cell junction
Molecular function (GO): cell adhesion molecule binding
Source: RefSeq, a predicted model, not a curated record